AUGGCGCCGUCUCUCUUUCGCAAGCGCCACGAGGCCGAGGACAUUAUUCCUAUCCCAGGCCCCCUCGAGACCGUCUCGGCCUCUGGUCGCGAUUAUCUCGAGAACCUUCAACAGUUCGAGAAAUCCCACAAGUUCGACCCUAAUAUGCCCAUCGAUGAUCUUACAGAUGUCGACGCCGCUAUCGCGACUGGAAAUGCCGAGAAGGGGAUUGAAAUUGAGCACGCGCUCAUGGAGGACAACAGUCCCUAUCCUGAGGUCCGAUCUGUUGUCCGAAACUACGAUGUCGAUGUUCCCGCCAACACCAUUCGCGCCUGGACCAUCGGUUUGAUUCUAUGCACCAUCGGCUCUGGCGUCAACAUGCUCUUCUCGUUGCGAAACCCCAGUGUCACAGUCACUACCUAUGUUGUCCAGCUCGUCGCCUAUCCUAUGGGCCUCGGCUGGGAUCUGGUCAUGCCCAACCGCGAGUGGAACUUGUUUGGCCUCAAGUUCAAUCUCAAACCUGGAAAAUUCAAUUACAAGGAACAUGUGGUAAUUGUUGCUAUGUCCAAUGCUGCCUAUGGUGGCGGCGUUCUUUAUGCUACUGAUGUGCUUCUUGCUCAAGAGGUCUUCUACGGCCAGAAGUUUGGCUGGGCUUUCCAGAUCCUGUUUGGCAUCACUACACUCUGCACUGGCUACGGAUUGGCUGGUCUGGCCCGUCGCUUCUUGGUCUGGCCAGCCGCCAUGAUCUGGCCCACCGACUUGGUCAAUUGCGCCUUGUUUUACACGCUCCACGACCAUUCUGGCUCAGACCCCACCAAAACCAACGGCUGGAAGGUGGGUCGAUACAGAUGGUUCUUGAUUGUGGGAUGUGGAGGAUUUAUCUGGUACUGGUUCCCAGGUUGGAUCUUCAAGGGCCUCUCCUACUUCACCUGGGUUUGCUGGCUUGCGCCUCAUAACGUCACUGUCAACAAGAUCUUUGGUGGCAUGACUGGUUAUGGCUUGAUGCCCACCUCCUUUGACUGGACCGUGUACAGCGGUUAUCUUCAGUCCCCCCUGAUCCCGCCUUUCCACGCUAUUGCCAACGUUCUCGUUGGUAUCGUUGUCUUCUUCAUCUGCAUAUCAAUGGGUAUCCAUUUCACCGGCACCUGGUACGCGGAUUAUUUCCCGGUUCAGUCAUCCGAGUCCUACGACAACACAGGCGCCAUCUACAAUGUCUCGAGGAUUCUUGACAGCAACUUCCAUUUCAACGAAACAGCAUACAAGGAGUACUCGCCACUCUUCCUGCCAACACAGUUUGCGCUUUCAUAUGGAUUGUCCUUUGCUGCUGUUACAGCUGUCGUCGUACAUGUUGUACUCUACCAUGGACACGAGAUCUGGAGACAAUUCAAGCUCGCCCGUAAUCAGGAGGAUGACGUUCACAUGCGCUUGAUGAAGAAGUACCGAGAUGCAGAGGAUUGGUGGUAUGCUGCUCUUUUCAUCGUUAUGGUAGCCAUCUCUAUUGGUGUUAUUGCUGGCUGGCCAACUGGUUUCCCAGUCUGGGCGUAUUUCAUCUGCCUUCUCAUUCCCGUCUUGUGGCUGAUCCCUAUCGGUGUCAUCCAGGCCAUCACUAACAUUCAACUUGGCCUCAACGUUCUCACCGAGUUCAUCAUUGGCUACAUGGUUCCUGGUCGUCCUAUGGCCAUGAUGAUGUUCAAGAACUAUGGUUACAUCUGCAUGGGCCAGGCACUCUACUUUGCCCAGGAUCUCAAGCUUGGCCAUUACAUGAAGGUUCCUCCCCGAGUCAUGUUCUCGUCGCAACUGGUUGCAUCUAUCUGGUCAGCUAUUGUGCAGAUAUGUGUGAUGAACUGGGCCUUGGGACACAUCCCUGACGUUUGUUCCAUUGACCAGCCCAACAACUACACUUGUCCAGGUGGCCGUGUCUUCUACACAGCAUCUGUCAUCUGGGGAGCCAUUGGCCCGGCCCGCAUUUUCAGUCAUGGUGCAAUUUACUCAUCUCUUCAGUGGUUCUGGCUAGUCGGUGCUAUCACACCUAUUAUCACAUGGCUUCUUGCGCGGAAGUGGCCUCGCUCAAUCUGGCGAUAUGUCAGCACCCCCCUUAUUUAUGGUGGUGCUGGUAUGCUGCCUCCAGCUUCCGUCUACAUCUACCUAUGCUGGGGUUUAGUGGGUACCUUCUUCAACCGCUUCGUCAAGAGGAGAUACACUGGUUGGUGGCUCCAGUACAACUACGUCACCUCGGCAGCUCUGGAUUGUGGUCUUAUCAUGUCAACCAUGGUGAUCUUCUUCACACUGUAUUUGACGAGUGCAUCUCCUCCAAACUGGUGGGGAAACUAUGGUGCCCUGGAGACGAUGGAUUGGAAAACUCAUGCAGUUUCCAAGUCAGUCCCGAAAGGAUCCUUCAUCGGACCUGAUACCUGGAACUGA
Fusarium sp. VM40 is the source of this 2400-nucleotide messenger RNA. The record is from the annotation of a GenBank genome assembly. Lineage: Eukaryota; Fungi; Ascomycota; Sordariomycetes; Hypocreales; Nectriaceae.